Messenger RNA from Artibeus jamaicensis (Jamaican fruit-eating bat), 6871 nucleotides. RefSeq names its product cyclic nucleotide gated channel subunit beta 1 (gene CNGB1). Gene Ontology annotation, cellular component: photoreceptor outer segment; plasma membrane; intracellular cyclic nucleotide activated cation channel complex. The record is from RefSeq and is a predicted model, not a curated record. The coding region runs from base 67 to 3909 and encodes 1280 amino acids. Gene Ontology annotation, molecular function: intracellularly cGMP-activated cation channel activity; cGMP binding; protein-containing complex binding. Lineage: Eukaryota; Metazoa; Chordata; Mammalia; Chiroptera; Phyllostomidae. The transcript is spliced from 34 exons. Gene Ontology annotation, biological process: monoatomic cation transmembrane transport; retina homeostasis.
GCCAGCUGUAGGCAGCAGGGAGAGGGUAUUUCCUGGCUGGUGGUCGGCAUCGGAGGAGGUGUCAGGAUGUUGGGCUGGGUGCAGAGGGUGCUGCCUCAGCCCCCAGGGACCCCUGAGAAGAGCAAGGUUCAGGAGGAGGAGGAGGGGGCAGAACCAGAGCCAGAGCCUGACCCGGAGGCAGAGCUGGAACCAGAGCCAGAGCCGGAAACAGCCCCCCAGGAGGCCAGACUAGAAGAGGAGUCCCCGCCACCCGAGGAGCCACUCGGAGGGGAGGAAGUAGCUGUGGCUGACCCGAACCCUCAGGAGACCCAGAAGGCUGCCUCUGCCCCGCCCACAGGCCUUUGGGCCGAGGUUGCUGCGGUUCCCGAAGUGAACAGUCCUAGUGCCUGGGCACUGAGCUGGCUCAGGAGGGGUGUGGAGAAGGUCGUCCCGCAGCCCGUGGCUAGUGGCGGGCCAGCCCAGAGCUUGGCAGCUGGCCCAGAAGGCCUGGAUCAGGCAGGAUCUCAGACCCUUGGGCACUGCAGCACUGGGGGCUCAGCUGGGUCCAAGGAGGCCUCCGGGGCGAAGGAUGCUGGGCCACCGGCUGACCACUGGCCCCUCUGCAGGCCUGGGCCCUGGCUGCUCAGGUGGUUUGAGCAGAACCUGGAGAAAGUGCUGCCUCAGCCUCCAAAAACCUCCGAGGGCUGCAGAGACAAGCCUACAGACGCUGCCUUGGGCCCAGAGCCCCCGGGACACCCCUUGGAACCAGAGCCCACGCUGCAGGCCCCGGAGAGUCACCCCCUGCCCACCCCUGGCCCCCCGGAGCCCAAGGAGGAGCUGACUCCUCAACCUGAGCCCAGCUUCCAGGUUUCCUCCCUGCCGUCCCCCAGCGACCCUGCCAGGCUGGUGGCGUGGCUCCUGCAUAGGCUGGAGAUGGCCCUGCCACAGCCGGUGCUCCGUUGGAAGGCUGAGGAGCAGGAGCCUGGCUCUCCUGGGACAUGUGACGUGCAGACAAUCAGCAUCCUGCCCGGAGGGCGAGAGGAGCUGGAUCUCGUGCUGGAAGAGAUUGACCCUCACCGGGAGGAGGGUGAGCAUCAGGAGGGCAGCAGCAGCCCACAGGGCUCAGAGGUGGUGACUCCAGCUUAUGAAGAGGAGCACGUGGCCGCGGAAGAGAUGCCCAGGGAGCUUCCCCAGAUUCAAGAGGAGAAAGAAGAUGAGGAGGAGGAUGAAGAGGAUGAGGAGGAGGAGGAAGAAGAAGAGGAGGAGGAGUCUGACGUCCUGCUGGAUAGCUGUCUGGUGUCAGAGGCCGGCAAGGACCCGAGAGGAGUAGACAAGACGGUCACCCAGAGGGCCUCAUGCCAGGAGGAGGCCUCAGCUGCCAGCUCAGGAGGCCGGGACGUGGAGCUGAGUCGCCUGGUCCAGGACCAGCCACCUGGCCAGGUCACCCUCGGGCUUGCACCCCCAAACCUGGUGGAGCACCUCCCGAAUAUGCCCAGCUACCGCCCCCCAAUCACCCGCAUCCCUGUCCUCAUCUCCCGGAGGACGACCUUGUCCAACUCCAACUUCGCCAAGGUGACCAGGAGCUCCGUCCGCCGCCUAGUACCUGCCACAAAAGAACACCCCGAAGUGCAGGUGGAAGAUACGGAUGCUGACCGCCACCCCCUCAUCAAGGAGGACAAGCCGCCCUCACCAGAGCUGCCGCCACCUUCUCCUGCCAAAUCCGACACCCUCACGGUCCCGGGGUCGGCCGCAGGGACCCGCAGGAAGCGGCUGCCUUCUCAAGACGAUGAGGCUGAAGAACUCAGGGUGCUGUCACCCACCGAGGCCCCCAUGAUCGCCUGGUCAGAGACCCCCACCCCACAGGACACUGAUGGCCAGGACCGUGCGUCCUCCACAGCCAGCCAGAACAGCGCCAUCAUCAAUGACCGGCUCCAGGAGCUAGUGAAGCUCUUCAAGGAGCGGACGGAGAAGGUGAAGGAGAAGCUCAUCGACCCGGAUGUCACCUCCGACGAGGAGAGCCCCAAGCCCUCUCCUGCCAAGAAAACCCCGGACCCGGCCCCUGACACAAAGCCCGCGGGGCAGGUGGAGGAGGAGCACUAUUGUGACAUGCUCUGCUGCAAGUUCAAACGCCGGCCCUGGAAGAAGUACCAGUUCCCCAAGAGCAUCGACCCGCUGACCAACCUGAUGUACAUCCUGUGGCUGUUCUUCGUGGUGCUGGCCUGGAACUGGAACUGCUGGCUGAUCCCCGUGCGGUGGGCCUUCCCCUACCAGACCCCGGGCAACCUCCACCUCUGGCUGCUGAUGGAUUACCUGUGCGACUUCAUCUACUUCCUGGACAUCACCGUGUUCCAGAUGCGCCUGCAGUUUGUCAAAGGAGGGGACAUCAUUACAGACAAGAAGGAGAUGCGGAAUAACUACCUGAAGUCUCCCCGCUUCAAGAUGGACUUGCUCUGCCUGCUGCCCCUGGACUUCCUGUACUUGAAGUUUGGUGUGAACCCCCUCCUGCGUUUGCCCCGCUGUCUGAAGUACUUGGCCUUCUUCGAGUUUAACAGCCGCCUGGAAUCGAUCCUCAGCAAAGCCUACGUUUACAGGGUUAUCAGGACCACUGCCUACUUGCUCUACAGUUUGCACCUGAACUCAUGUCUGUAUUACUGGGCGUCGACCUACCAGGGCAUCGGCUCCACCCACUGGGUCUAUGACGGCGUGGGAAACAGUUACAUUCGUUGUUACUACUGGGCUGUGAAGACCCUCAUCACCAUUGGCGGGCUGCCCGACCCCAAGACACUGUUUGAGAUUGUCUUCCAGCUGCUCAACUACUUCACAGGCGUCUUUGCUUUCUCUGUGAUGAUCGGACAGAUGAGAGACGUGGUGGGAGCCGCCACUGCGGGGCAGACCUACUACCGCAGCUGCAUGGACAGCACGGUGAAGUACAUGAACUUCUACAAGAUCCCCAGGACUGUGCAGAACCGCGUCAAGACCUGGUACGAGUACACCUGGCACUCCCAAGGCAUGCUGGAUGAGUCAGAGCUGAUGGUGCAGCUUCCAGACAAGAUGCGGCUGGACCUUGCCAUUGAUGUGAACUACGACAUCGUCAGCAAAGUGGCGCUCUUCCAGGGCUGUGACCGACAGAUGAUCUUUGACAUGCUGAAGCGGCUGCGCUCUGUUGUCUACCUGCCCAACGACUACGUGUGCAAGAAGGGGGAGAUAGGCCGAGAGAUGUACAUCAUCCAGGCGGGGCAGGUGCAGGUGCUGGGUGGCCCUGACGGGAAGUCUGUGCUGGUGACGCUGAAAGCCGGCUCUGUGUUUGGAGAAAUAAGCCUGCUGGCCGUCGGGGGCGGGAACCGCCGCACCGCCAACGUGGUGGCCCACGGGUUCACCAACCUCUUCAUUCUGGACAAGAAGGACCUGAACGAGAUUUUGGUGCAUUACCCCGAGUCCCAGAAGUUACUCCGGAAGAAGGCCAGGCGCAUGCUGAGAAACAACAACAAGCCUAAGGAGAAGAGCGUGCUGAUCCUUCCCCCCCGGGCCGGCACCCCCAAGCUCUUCAAUGCUGCCCUGGCUGCAGCGGGGAAGAUGGCCAGGGGGGCGAAAGGCGGCAAGCUGGCCCACCUCAGGGCUCGACUCAAAGAACUGGCUGCGCAGGAGGCAGCUGCGAAACAGCAACAGCUGCUGGAACAGGCCAAGAGCUCGGAAGAUGCUGCAGGAGAGGCAGGCUCCACCGCCCCUGACCAGCCUGCGCCCCCAGAACCCUCAGCCCCAGAACCCUCAGCCCCAGCCUCUCAGCCACCUGCCUCCCCAGGGGAGGCCAAGAAGGAGGCAGCUGGUCCUGAGGAGCAUUCAGUGCGGAUCUGCAUAAGCCCCGGCCCGGACCCCGAGGAACAGAUCCUGUCAGUGGAGAUCCCAGAAGAAGAGAAGAAGGAGGGGGAGUGAGGUGCCCACUGCUUGUGCUCCCCCGGCAGCCAAGCAGCAGGACGCUGGUCCCCAGUGGUGGCCGCCGUGGCUCUCAGCCACCCUUCCUGCCCCGAUAUCAGCCUCUCCCGGGGCUGCUCUUGAAAUCAGCACGUUUCCCAGUGUCCCUAAGUUCCCACCCUCGCUUGAAAAUCCCACUUCCCUUGACUAUUAUUUUUAAGAACAACAUUUUUUUCUGGUUUGGAAGUUCAUAGACAGGGAAUAGAUAAGGCUCUAACACCAUGGGAUGCUUCGUUGGAGAGAUCAAGGCUUUGAAUGUUUGGGGUUUCCCUUCAGGAAUCUGUCCCUCACAUUUCAAGGACAGGAAGCGUCCAGCACAAAGGCGGGCAGUUGUACUGUCCUUUGGACCCGCCGGGAACCGGGAUCCUCUGAGCCCGAGUCGAUGCCGUCUUUGCCUGCAGCCAAGGAGGCUGGUUCGGGCGCUGAGGGCUUGUCCCCCCCAGACCAUGUUCAGCCCCAGCGAUGCCAUUAUCUCAGAGCAGAUAAAACAGAAAUGGGCCCGCUGGCCAGGGGCUGUGAGCAUUUCUGAGCACCCCCCUACCAGUCACCCCCUCUCCUCAGCAGGGAUUGACCUACCCCUCACUUUCGACACCCUUGCUGUCCGGGCAAUGGUGGCAGCUUGGAUGAAUCCUAGGAGAUGAAUCUCCCAGCUGAUACCCCUGAAAUUCCCCAAGUCUCUCCCGAUCACCACAUGCUGCUUUUAUGAUUCAGAAAAGGGGGAGGGGAGUGAUUCAGUCGAUGGAUUUUUUUAAAUCCUCCUCCGAAGAUACGAUUAUUGAUUUUAAAGAGAGAGGAAGGGAGAGAAAAACAUUGACGUUAGAGAGAGACACCGAUUGGCUGCCUUCCGCAUGUGCCCCAACCAGGGAUUGAACACACAGCAUUUCGUUGUGAGGGAUGGCACUCCAGCCAGCUGAGCCGCAGGGCGAGGACAAUGGGUAUUUAUUGAAAAGAUCAGAUUUGCAAACCGAAUGACUCUUGGGGGGGUGGGGACGGAAAAACACAAAGUGGUAUUGGGCCGUUUGUCUCUGCCGGGAAUGAUGAACACAAAGGGCCCGGUUUCUGGUAGGCAGUGCCCAUUUUGUGUAAAAUUACUGAACAUGGAGAACUGCUAACCGGGCCUUUGAGGGCUUGCAAAUUGUCUAUGUUUUUUCACCAACCUAAAAGCAGAACUUUCAUUUCCCCUGGGAAAAUAUUAAACAUGUUGGUGGGGGGUCUACACCUCCAGGUGCCAGGGCAACGAACGGACUCACCUAGUUGGUGACAUGUUGCUGGACCGGAGUGGAAAUCGCAUCGGAUAUAAUGAGGAGUGACAUCAUUUUACCCUUUAAAAAAAGCUUUUGUUAAUUUGUUUUAACGGCUAGUCACGUAUUUACAUGGGUGUGAAAGGGCACCCAGUAAACAAUUCUCCCUCUUACCCCUGGUGCCCAGCCUCCCUCAGUCUCCUUCCUGGAAACCACGACUAUUAUUAUGAGUUUCUUCCGCGUCCUCUCAGAGGUACUCAAAGCUUUCACAAGGAAUUGUGCAAAUUCAUCCUCGUUCCCUUCCUUUCCAACUCCCCCGCCCCUCACAAAUGGUAACACACUACAGCCACUGUUACUUUUCUCUUGAUUUAUCUGGGAGCAUCUUCCUUUUCAGUACGUACUAAAAAGUUGUGGUCACCACAACAGAGGGCUGGAUUCAGCCAAUAAAAACACAGGAAGCUGCAAUUUCAGAUAAGCGGUGAAUGGGUUUUUUUUCUUUUGAAACAUAAGUAUGUCCUGUUUACCACUUGGAGCAUAUUUAUGCUAAAGAUUAUUUGCUAUUUAUCCAAAAUUCACAUUAAACUGGGUGUCUUGUGUUUUUAUUGACAGCUCUCCAGGCUGCGGUGGGAGCCUCAUGGCUGACCUUGGCCCUGAGGCAUUUCCCAGCCUGGAAAGGUUUUUGAUGGGAGGCCUCACUCCCUCCUUUGCCAGAGCCAGUUCUGAUUGGUGCAGGAGGAGCGUGCUUGUUUUUUUGCACUCAGUCCGCUGCCUGGCAGUAAUGUAACAUCUAAUGGUCGGCCACUGACGUGCAUUUGCAACGUCUCCACUCCUACUCAGUUAAACAGACGUUGCAACAACAAAUCCCACACGGGGCGUCCUGUCACUGGGAAACGCUGUUUUUAAUGAGACAUCUGGAGGUUUGGGCUCAUUUUUUUUUUCUCUGCCAUCCCCGUCGAUCAUUCCCACAUUUGCACGACAUGUUCUAAGGCCCGAGUGCAGAGAAUGCUUCCAGCUUUAGCAAGUAUUCCAGAUGCAUCAAGUCAGAAGCCUGUUGCCCUUCAGCCGCUGGCCCAAUGUUUCCAAGUCAGGCACCCUCACUGUGAGACCCUAUUUUAUAAGAAAACUUUUUAUACAAAUGUACUUAUUCCUUUAGGUACCAACCCUUGAAUGUAUAUUGCUUAUUAUACAAAGCAUGGGAUGUUUGAGGUUCCCAAAGAUUGUCCUGGAAAGAAAAUUGAUUUUGAGACCAGAUUAACAGUGUCUUAAUUGCGCUGAGCUAUCUCAUUAAACUCGACAAUUUCACAGGACUUGGACACCAGAUAAAUUGAAUUUGAGGCUGGCAUUUGGCUCUAAAUGGAAUUGGAUGGGUUGACCGCCAAGACAGAAAUGGUAUUGCUCAGAGAUACUGUAAUUCUGCAGUGGAACAGGGGCUGUUCUGUGUGCAUUGAAUCUCUACUGAUUUAAAAUGUCUCAGCAUUUCCUGCACUUCAGUAGAAAAUGAAUAGCAAGCUAUUUUUUUAAAACUACAUAAACAUCUUAAGUAAAAUUGAAACCAAGAAGCUAUUUCAAAUUUCAUUAUCAGAAGUGUAUUCAGCUAAACCUGGAAUAUGCUCAUGUUUUCCUAGCAAACGUGAAGACUGCCUUUUACAUUCUGGCUCUCAUCCUGUUACAGUGCAUUUUAA